Aaosphaeria arxii CBS 175.79 is the source of this 1771-nucleotide messenger RNA. RefSeq names its product DNA topoisomerase IV, alpha subunit. Gene Ontology annotation, biological process: reciprocal meiotic recombination; meiotic DNA double-strand break formation; meiotic DNA double-strand break processing. The transcript has 7 exons. Gene Ontology annotation, molecular function: DNA binding; ATP binding; DNA topoisomerase type II (double strand cut, ATP-hydrolyzing) activity. Bases 229 to 1701 code for a protein of 490 amino acids. The record is from RefSeq and is a predicted model, not a curated record. Lineage: Eukaryota; Fungi; Ascomycota; Dothideomycetes; Pleosporales. Gene Ontology annotation, cellular component: nuclear chromosome.
CGUACAUCCCACUUUACCUCACUUACCCGUUAUUUUGAUGAACGACGCAUUCCUGCAAGUGAUUGUACCAGACAUUUGCGUGCAUCGCCUAUACAGACAACAACAGAUAAAGCCAGCGUCCUUCACCACUCAAUUGUAUUCUUGACUGAAAGUCCAUGCACGAAUUGCUUCUUGGAACUACUUUCGGGCAAGACGUGAACCAAAAGCUGCAGGUUGUGAUAUGGUUGCAUGAUGGACACUGGAUUCGCCGAAGACAUUUUGUUCCAGUGCUCCUCCUCAACCGACAACGUAAUUUCAGAGAGCGACCUGCUCGGACAAACUAGUGAAACCGAGAUUGAAGCGUUCAACAUAAAUUCCUUGUGCAUACCACCGGAGCCAUAUGCUGCUGAGAACGACGUUACAGCUCUCGAGCAAUAUUCAUCCGUUACCGAUGUGAACAACCUUCCCACCGAUGAUGUCCUGUUCUCAUCUUCCUUGCCAGCCAUUGUCCCAGCAGCGUCUGAGAUGGAAGGGGAGGUGGAACUACCAGCGCAGUCUUCGUCGAUACAGUCCUUUCCCUACAGCCAAGGAUCGCCUGUAGUUGAGCGGAUAGAGACGAUUCUUAGAACAAUCAUCACUGAUCUACAGGACGGCGCGGAAGAUGUUUUCAUCCUGCUGAGAGCGAGCUAUGAAGGUCCCAGGCGCCCAACUUCUGGACUGGACAAUCUCUCUGUACCUGCUCGCUUCAGAAAGAUAAGCUUCCCCGGAAGUUCUGCUGGGGAGGCAUGGAGAUUCACUACAAUAGUUCGUAUUCUUGAACUCAUUCAUGAAAGUCUCACAGAGAACACGAAGUUGACGAAAAGGGAUAUCUACUAUCGUCAUCCUGAUCUCUUUCUUAAGCAGUCCGUGGUCGACCGAUACGUAGAUGAUAUUGCACGCACUUUCGAGGUGUCAAGACAUCAUCUAAACGUAGUUGCUACUGCAAAAGGGAUUGUUGCCGGAAAUUUCAAGAUUCACAAAGCGGAUGGUUCCAUGUUGAAUGGUUUGAACGAGGCAGAGGGCAUGCUUGUCCCCGAGAUCUCGGAGAAUGAUGCGAUAGAUAUGCCGAGGAUCAGAUGGAUAUUAGUCGUGGAGAAAGAGGCCACUUUCCGUUCCUUACUUGCAACAGCUCUCUGGGCUCAGCUAAGCUUGCAAGGGCUUGUUCUUACUGCAAAGGGAUAUCCGGAUCUGUCUUCGCGAAGGUUUUUAAGUCAGCUCGCGCAACAUUGCCCAAGAGUGCCUAUGUACAUGUUAGUGGACUACGACCCAGACGGAUUCGCCAUCAUGUCGACGUACAAAUACAGUUCACAUCGUCUGUCGCACGAAACAAUAUCAGCCGGUGAUAUGCAUCCAUUAGCCUUGCCUCAGCUACGCUGGCUUGAUAUCAAAUGCCGUCAGAUGGAAAGGGCAGACACUAAAGAGGGAGAGUGGAUCCACGACUGGUUAGCAAACGUAUCAGGCCUAAUGAAGUUGACUACAAGAGACCGGAACAAAGCAACGCAAAUGCUAGGCUGGCAUGCUUGUGCUGAGGAUGGGUGUGAGCAACAAUGGAGACGCGAGCUUCAGACGAUGCUCAUCUUGAAUAUCAAAGCUGAGAUGCAAAUUCUGGAGGAGCUCCCAGGGGGCAUUGCUUCGUGGCUAACACAUCGCUUAGUCGUUGAUGGUGAAGAACAUCCGGUAUGAUCGAGUUGAUUUGUUGAAUGAGUUUGCUGUAGCUGAAGUGAUUCAAUUGUUAUAUCGUAGAGGCGGAAGG